UGUCGGGAAAAGCUGGGCUUGCGGGAGAAGAAGAAGGACUACAGGCUCCGCGCCGAUGACUAUCACAAGAAACAGAAUGCCCUCAGAGCACUUCAGAAGAAAGCUCUGGACAAGAAUCCUGAUGAGUUCUACUUUAAAAUGAUACGUGCAGAGCUCCAGGAUGGAGUUCAUGUAAUAAAGCAGCCAAAGGAUGAAGUGACCCCCGAACAGGUGAAAUUGAUGAGGACACAAGAUAUUAAAUAUGUGGAAAUGAAAAGAGUGGCAGAAGCCAAGAAAAUCGAGAGGCUGAAGUCGGAGCUCCAUCUGCUGGAUGCUGAGGGGAAGAAUCCCAAUAAGCACGUGUUCUUCUUUGAUACCAAAAAAGAAGUUCAGGAGUUUGAUAUUGCAACUCAUCUGGAUACUGUUCCAGAGCUCGUAGAUAGAGUGUACAACCGACCGACCAUUGCAACAUUGCAGAAGGAGACACUGAAAGGAGCUACAGAUCCUGCCCACUUAAAGAAAUUAGCCCAGCAAAGGAAGAAUCAGUAUGACCUCCUGAAGCAGCGCAUUGAAAGAGAAAAGGCCAUGUUUGUUAUUGCACAGAAAAUCCAGACACGUAAAGAUCUUUUGGACAAAACUCAUAAAGUAAAGGUGAAGAAAGAGACAACAAAUGGUCCAGCUAUUUACAAAUUCAAAUUUCAGCGGAAACGUUAGCCAUUCCAUUAAAUAAUUGUUGCCAUCUUUGCUUAGGAAGAAAGAGGAUUUGCCUUAUGAAGAAGGACUGAUAACACCGUAUCAGUUUGUUUUUCACUGCAGCCUAGCACUUUGUUAAAACCAAUUGCUGUGGGCCUGUGAUAGCCAUAAAUAUAUUGUAUCUAAUUAAUUGAUUAAUAAAUCAGAGAGUUUGUUCUCUUGGUAUUUACAG
Molecule: messenger RNA, 904 nt
Organism: Nipponia nippon (crested ibis)
Lineage: Eukaryota; Metazoa; Chordata; Aves; Pelecaniformes; Threskiornithidae
Source: RefSeq, a predicted model, not a curated record